AAUGGGUCAAGGAACUUGAUGACAAAAAAGAGUUAAUCAUACUGAACAUCUUCAAAAAGAAGAGAAUAAAAAGUUAAUGGAGCCUAAAAGAGAAAAGUCUUUGGGCAAGGAUCACCGUCAAAAAUUAAUCUCGAAGCCUCGAAGAUUAUUCAUGAAAUCCAAAUAAACGUGAAUCUCCAUCUCCAGUGCAAAUAAAUCUAAGAAAUGAGAAGUUGUAUAUUUGAGAAAGAAGUAAAUAGCAAAGAAAAAUUUGGAUCUUCAUGUAAACCAGCAGCCCGCCCUAACUAUAUAUGUUUUAACGAUAAAUUAAAGAACGGAAAGAGGAAAAGUAAACCCAAGCCAAAACCAAAGAGGCUCUCAUGACUUGUCCACCUCUCCAGGAUAGCUCCGACUUAAAUGAAUUGAGCACAAUUGAUCACUCUGGUAAUUAGAACUAUGAUCACUUAAUAGAAAAAUUGAUGAGGAAAGAAACCAGAAAUGUUAUUAAAACUCAUUUAAAAAUACCAUUGAAUUAUUUCUAAUACAAUUAAUAUCGAAUAGAAAUUUAGAAGAUAGGAAUCUUGACUUUUGAUAAAAGUUGUAACACAAAAGAAACUCUAAAACUGGUUAAGUACAAGAAAGCAUAAUAAAUAUUAAGAGAUAUUGAUUUUUCAUAGGAUUUAUAUGGAUAAUGCUAUUUUCUGUCUCAGAAACUUCUUUUUAAAUCCCAUUAUUUAUUAUUGGGGGUUUUCGAUGUUCUCAAAGACCACGACAACAGAAUAAUAAGAGCAAAGGUUUCAGCCAGAUUUU
Molecule: messenger RNA, 789 nt
Organism: Moneuplotes crassus
Lineage: Eukaryota; Ciliophora; Spirotrichea; Euplotida; Euplotidae
Source: the annotation of a GenBank genome assembly